GUCAUUGGAUGAUAAGCGAGGAUGAGUCUUCCUUUAACAACAACGAUUGGGUCAUGAAGAAGGAAAUCCUAGUACGUUGGCCAGUACAGCCGAAGGACUAUUCAAAAUGGGCUAACAAGCAUGGAAAGUUCCCGCUGGAUUUAGGAUGCGCAACUAAAACCUACGCUGCUCGAGUACUAAAAUUCCAUGAUGAUUAUAAUUGCCUUUGUGAGGUGAUGAAAAAUUAUCUAAGCACUGGCACAACACAGACACCUUCAAGAGGAAGGGGGCAAAGAAAUGGCAAGAGGAGUGAUCGCUUAGAUUAUGGAGAUGAUAAACAACCAUUAGAAGCACCUGCAAAGAAGCAAAAAACUGCCAAAAAGAAGGUGACAAAUUCCAUUAUGUCACAUGAACAUAUUGCCAUGUUGAAGGAAAAAGUGAGGGGAAAGCAGCCUAAUGUUUUUUUUGAGGGCAAUUCUCCACAAUCUUCUGAUGAUGAAUCUGGGUCAGAGGUAGAUAACAUGAGAAGAGUAAUUGAUGCGAAAGACAGGGAAAUCGAGUCAUUGAAAAGACAAAUUGCUGAUAUGAAGGAUAUGCAAAUUUACAAGAUGUUGUUACCCAACUAA
This is a messenger RNA of Dendronephthya gigantea, 605 nucleotides long. RefSeq lists its product as uncharacterized. Lineage: Eukaryota; Metazoa; Cnidaria; Anthozoa; Malacalcyonacea; Nephtheidae. The coding region runs from base 9 to 605 and encodes 198 amino acids. The transcript has 5 exons. The record is from RefSeq and is a predicted model, not a curated record.